AUGGCAAACCUCAUGCAGAAAAUUGAAGGUGAGCGAAUUAACAGACGAUCAUGUUCAAGAGAUUUCCAGCCGGACCUUGAGGUUGACGAUGUUACAUUUGCCAGGGAGUUUAGAAGGUGGAAGGCGAAGUGGCAGAUUUCUUCUCCUGAACCAUUCAAAACCCUCGAGUCGGCGCUUAUCCCCGUUACGGAAAACUCCUACCCCAAUGUUCAAAGAUGUCUUCUCGUUCUGCUGUGCAUGCCAGUAUCGACAACAACAGCGGAGAGGUAUUUUUCUACAAUGAGAAGGGUGAAGACAUACCUCCGUAGCACCAUGGGAAUGGAGCGCAUGCCUUGUCUUGCACUGUUGAAUAUACACCGAGAGCGAGAUAUCGAUCUGGAAGAGGUCGUUGACGUAUUUGCCAGACGAAAGGAGCUCCUUUUUGCCCUUUUAUUUUGUGUGUAA
Molecule: messenger RNA, 444 nt
Organism: Dreissena polymorpha
Lineage: Eukaryota; Metazoa; Mollusca; Bivalvia; Myida; Dreissenidae
Product: 52 kDa repressor of the inhibitor of the protein kinase-like
Exons: 2
Coding region: 1-444 (147 amino acids)
Molecular function (GO): protein dimerization activity
Source: RefSeq, a predicted model, not a curated record